AUGGGAUGGAAGGCGGCGGAGAAGCUCAUCAGACACUGGAAGAUGCUCCGCGGAGACAACGUGAUGGUCAUCAGAGGCAAGGACAAAGGGGAGACCGGUCUCAUCAAGCGUGUCAUUCGCUCGCAGAAUCGCGUCAUCGUCGAGGGCAAGAACUUGGUAAAGAAACACAUUAAACAAGGGGAAGGGCACACAGGUGGUAUUUUCUCGAUUGAAGCUCCACUUCAUGUGUCAAAUGUCCAAGUAGUUGAUCCUGUCACUGGGAAACCAUGUAAGGUUGGAUAUAAGUAUUUGGAAGAUGGGACCAAAGUCAGGAUGUGUUCUGUUCUUGAUCUAACUGUCUACUUCCAAUCAUGCAGCUGGCCCAAAGGAUACACCGAUUGA
Messenger RNA from Miscanthus lutarioriparius, 381 nucleotides. The record is from the annotation of a GenBank genome assembly. NCBI's taxonomy places the organism in Eukaryota, Viridiplantae, Streptophyta, Magnoliopsida, Poales, Poaceae.